ACACAGUGACUACUUUCCAGUAAGACCACAAGUUAUCAAAUAGCCAUGUUCACUUUAUGAUAAAAUAUCAUUCGUAUAAGCCAGUCCUCCACAUUGUUCCUGCCCCUUGCAGAUCAGUUAGAGUAUUUUUAGCACUGAAACAACUGGGCUCCUAAAAAAGACCCGGGAGAGUCAGAGAGCUAAUGCUAUGUAAGGUAUCCCCCCCCUCAAAGCCCUGUGCUUUGUCUCCAGCCAAAAGAGACGGAAACAGUCAGGGAGGCUGGGUGAGAGAGAAAGAGACAGAGGGACAGGCAGGACAGACAAGAUUUUUCCAUUGGAAAGUUCUUUUCGACCUGGGCAGCUUCUCUGACCUCCAUUCAGACUGAUUUUCUGAAAUUUUCUGAACCUGAACUUGUUAGAACUCCUGUGGUGUCCAUUUGAGUUUAAUACCUGUGUGCUUGUGUAAAAGUGGAAGCCAUGAGGAUACCCUGGUUGGUAGUGCUGGUGUGUUUAAGCUUGGCAGCUCUUACCUGGGCCAAAAAGGGCCUGGAAUUCCCUCGCUAUGACGGCAAGGACAGAGUGUUGGACAUUGACAGCAAGAACUACCGCAAAGCGUUGAAGAACUACAAGAUGCUCGGUCUGCUCUACCAUGCACCAGUGCCGACCAACAAGGAGCUGCAGAAACAGUUCCAAAUGACUGAGUUGGUGCUGGAGAUGGCUGCUCAGGUCCUACAGGAAAAAGACAUUGGAUUUGGAAUGGUUGACUCUGAGAAGGAUGCCAAGGUCGCUAAGAAACUAGGUCUAGAAGAAGAGGGCAGCAUCUAUGUUUUUAAGGAAGAUCGUGUAAUUGAGUAUGAUGGACAACUUUCUGCAGACACCCUUGUGGAGUUCCUGCUGGAUCUGUUGGAGGAUCCAGUUGAGAUCAUUGACAAUGCCUUGGAGUUGCAGGCUUUUGACCGCAUGGAGGAGGACAUCAGAGUAAUUGGCUACUUCAAAAGUCUAGAUUCAGAGUAUUUCCUGGAUUUCCACGAAGCUGCUGAGCAUUUCCAGCCUUUUAUUAAAUUCUUUGCCACCUUUGACAAAUCUGUAGCAAAAGAGUUGACUCUUAAGCUAAAUGAAGUAGACUUCUAUGAGCCCUUCAUGGAGGAACCUGUCACCAUUCCAGACAAACCCUAUACUGAAGAGGAACUUGUGGCUUUUAUUAGUGAGCAUAAGAGACCAACACUGAAAAAACUGAGAGCUGAGGAUAUGUUCGAAACUUGGGAAGAUGACCUGAAUGGCUUUCAUAUUGUAGCCUUUGCAGAAGAGGAGGACCCAGAUGGUUUUGAGUUUUUGGAGAUUCUCAAAGAAGUUGCACGAGACAAUACACAGAACCCUAACUUGAGCAUUGUCUGGAUUGAUCCUGAUGACUUCCCUCUGCUACUUCCAUACUGGGAGAAGACAUUUAAAAUUGAUCUCUUCAGGCCUCAGAUUGGAAUAGUUAAUGUCACAGAUGCGGACAGUGUUUGGAUGAAAAUAGAGGAUGAUGAGGAUUUGCCCUCUGCUGAGGAACUGGAGGACUGGAUAAAGGAUGUGCUUUCUGGAAAGGUCAACACUGAAGAUGAUGAUGAUGAUGAUGAUGAUGAUGAUGAUGAUGAUGAUGACGACGACGAUGACGAAGAUGAUGACGACGAUGAGUAACUUAUGAACUUGAAUUCUAUGGAACCAAAACUAAAACGGCUUUUAAAUGUUUUUUAAUCGGCUUUUGUUUGCUCAGGGACAUCUGGAUCCUUGUAUGAGCACCUUAAUACCAUAAUCUUUCUGCACAUUUUGUGCAUCUCAAUGAACGUCAAAGUUUACACUCUCAUUAAUAAACAGAGCUCAGUGUAAAACUA
This is a messenger RNA of Silurus meridionalis, 1853 nucleotides long. RefSeq names its product calsequestrin 2 (gene casq2). NCBI's taxonomy places the organism in Eukaryota, Metazoa, Chordata, Actinopteri, Siluriformes, Siluridae. Gene Ontology annotation, biological process: regulation of cardiac muscle contraction by regulation of the release of sequestered calcium ion. The transcript is spliced from 12 exons. Gene Ontology annotation, molecular function: calcium ion binding. Bases 457 to 1659 code for a protein of 400 amino acids. The record is from RefSeq and is a predicted model, not a curated record. Gene Ontology annotation, cellular component: sarcoplasmic reticulum lumen.